CCACCGACCAGCGAAGACGUACAUACAAGGUACACGCGACACCGCCUGCAGCAAAUCCGCUGUUUGCCCUCUCUCUUCUUCCGUCCGCCACACCUUAUACGACGAUCCGAUUCACCACUGGCCCCACGUUUGUCGCUUCACACAACUUCUGCAAGGAGCGCCCCACCCCGCCCGUUGUUCCUACUAUCCUGCAAUUUGACAUCGUUCUUAAACGUCCGCUCAUCUCUCAACAUCUGGGUUUACGCGCACAAUCGCAAAUCCAAGAAACAUGGCAACUCCUCAAACGGCGACUCCCCCGCGGGGUAGUGGUAGUAGGACAAUGGAGGCACGACCACAGCCCGUCCUCCGGCUGUCCGCACCCUCUGGCGUGCUGCGAUUGCGGGCCGAACCAUCGGAGCAGAGACACAUACAGUGGGCGGAAGACGUGAUAGACAACGAGGGUAUGGGGAAGAAGUCGUCAAAAGUAUGCUGCAUCUACCACAAGCCCCGCGCUGCCGACGAAUCUUCAGACGAUGACUCCUCGGAUGACUCUUCGUCGGACUCGGACGCGGAUUCGGAACCAGACAACAGCAUGGCGCGACCCAGUGGGGGUAGGGAUGGGCAGCGGGGACGCCGACCACUCGAGCACCAUCAUGAUCACGACGAUUGCGAGCAUGUUCACAACCAUGGUGAGGGUUCUGCCAACCCAAAGAAGCGCAAUCGACCUCGACGAAAGCCCAGUCCGAAUGCGUACGAGAAGAUGCCCAAGAACAAGAAGUAGACUGUGGAUAUGCGCACCUAAUCAACGACUUCUACGGUGGCAUAGCACUUUGGGCAGACACAAAUCGAACUGCCCAGCAUCUGGUUUUUCGCGGCUGUUAUAUUGGCGAGGAG
Dothidotthia symphoricarpi CBS 119687 is the source of this 873-nucleotide messenger RNA. RefSeq lists its product as uncharacterized. Gene Ontology annotation, molecular function: protein serine/threonine phosphatase inhibitor activity; protein phosphatase 1 binding. NCBI's taxonomy places the organism in Eukaryota, Fungi, Ascomycota, Dothideomycetes, Pleosporales, Dothidotthiaceae. The transcript is spliced from 2 exons. Gene Ontology annotation, cellular component: nucleus. Bases 320 to 760 code for a protein of 146 amino acids. The record is from RefSeq and is a predicted model, not a curated record.